UUCUCUGUGCAGCAGGGUAAAGCAAUGUGUCGGAGUUGCAAGGUUCCGGACGUGAUGCGGUGCCGGUAGUGAUAGAGCUGUCAUGUCGCUGCUGUGUGCGUUGGCUUGGCGGCUGUUUUACGCCAUGCUGUGUGCUCAUCGCGCGUUGCUCCUCUGGAUGCGUGUUUGGAACUGGAAGUUGUGGCGAGCGGCGGCAGCUCUGCUUGUGCCUGCUGGGGAGCUGGGGAAACGAGCUCAGGGCAAGCACCUGGAGCAACAGCAGUGCGAGUGCAGGGACAUUCAGCAGCCGCCGUGUGACUGCCGCUACCUGCGGCACCAGUGUGACUGCAAGUACAUUAAGUACUACAGUCAGCAGUGUGACUGCCAGGCUCAGUGCUGGAAGCGGGAUGGCUCCGCUUUGGAAAAGCUUCCAGUGCACGUAGGUCUGCUGAUCAACGAGGACAAGGAGAGCUACACUGAUGUUGCCAAUCUGGUGGUGUGGUGCAUGGCCAUGGGUAUCUCUUAUGUUAGCGUCUAUGAUAAUCAAGGUGUCUUCAAGCAAAAUAGUUCCAGACUUAUGGAUGAAGUGUCAAAUCAGCAGAGGGAACUUUUAGGCCAUGAAUUUUCUAAACAAGCACUAGAUUGUGCAAAUGGAAGUAUUGACAAGUCAGAGAAAGCAGUUCUUGCCCAUCUGCCAGUCCUGAAGGUUCUAUCUCCAGAGGAUGGGAAGGGGCAGAUUGUGAAAGUAGCUCAGAGCUUCUGUAAUUUAGUAGCUAAACAUCAGAAGAGACCAUCAGAUAUGGAUGUCAGCGUGUUAGACAAUUUAUUAAGAAGUACGCAAAGUUUCCCUGAUCCUGAUUUAAUACUGAAGUUUGGUUCUGUGGAUAGCACUUUGGGAUUUCUGCCAUGGCACAUCAGACUGUCAGAAAUCAUUUCAAUACCUUCACAUCUGAACAUCAGCUAUGAAGACUUUUAUUCAGCACUUCGUUGCUACGCAGGUUGUGAGCAGCGACUUGGAAAAUGACCUUUAUUGGCAGAACCGUUUCAGGUUCCCACCCAAAGGGACUCGGCACAUCUGUUCAUGAACAAAUUAUCUGUGACCCCACCAGGCAGGAUCUUGGGUCCUUCUCUCUGCAUUUAUCUACUGUAAUGUUUUGUUUACUUGCUUGUUAAUGUGACUGAACAUUACAUGGACUGAAAGUGUCAGAAGCCAAUAUGGAUAACAAGCAGAUCUGUAAAAUAAAUGUAAUAAUAAAUUAGGGAGGACAUUGGUAAUAUGGA
Molecule: messenger RNA, 1260 nt
Organism: Bombina bombina (fire-bellied toad)
Lineage: Eukaryota; Metazoa; Chordata; Amphibia; Anura; Bombinatoridae
Gene: NUS1
Product: NUS1 dehydrodolichyl diphosphate synthase subunit
Exons: 5
Coding region: 83-1003 (306 amino acids)
Cellular component (GO): dehydrodolichyl diphosphate synthase complex; endoplasmic reticulum membrane
Molecular function (GO): ditrans,polycis-polyprenyl diphosphate synthase [(2E,6E)-farnesyl diphosphate specific] activity
Source: RefSeq, a predicted model, not a curated record